AUGAAGUUCUCCUCGAAAUUCUUCAACUUCGAGUUUCUGCGCGUCCUGGGGACAGCUCCAUUGCAGGGGGCCGACGUGGCCGAGUGCAUGGACGCUGCUUCACAGAUCCAGGACAACGACCCCGACAGUUGGCAUCAUGCCUGGUCAAGAGCAGCGGAGAAAGCUGAAGCAAUGGGAGAAGAAGCCCGUCGAUCCGGCGACCGUCAGACGGCCGUUUGGGCCUAUUUGAGGGCCUCCAACUACCACCGAUCCAGCGAAUUCAUGUUGCAUCACCUUCCCCGGUCCAUCCCCGAUACGCGUUCGAGCAGCAGCCUUAACCACGCAAUUCGGAGCUUCCGACAUGCCUGCCAGCUGAUGGACAGUCCCGUUGAAUUCGUCGACAUUCCGUACCAGCAUGCCGGCACCACCCACCAUCUCCCGGGCUACCUUUUCCUGCCUGUGCAAUCUUCCAUCACAGAUGCGUCUACGGGAGUCCCCGUGGUCUUCACCACCGGGGGAUUCGACUCCAUCCAGGAAGAACUAUACUACUACGCCGCGUCGGGGGCCCGAACGCGGGGAUACGCGACACUCUCCUUCGAAGGACCCGGGCAGGGCAUCAUGCUGCACCGAGACGAACAUCACCUGUACCUCCGUCCAGACUGGGAGGUUGUAAUCAAGGCCGUCCUGGACUGGCUGUUCGCCACCAGCGCCGCACACCCGGAAUGGAAUCUGGAUCUCUCGCGACUGGCCUUGUUCGGGGCCUCCAUGGGAGGCUACUUCGCUCUCCGCGGAGCGACAGACCCCCGCGUAAAAGCCUGCAUUGCCGUGGACCCCUUCUACGACCUGGCGACCCCGUUACGGGCCCGGAUGCCCGCGUGGCUCAUGAGUGCCAUUGAGCACGGCUACUUGUCCGAUCGACUUUUCAAUGGGCUGUUCCGUAUGCUCGCGACACUCAAUUUCCAGACCCGCUGGGAGUUUGGACAUGGAAUGCGCGCACUAGGGAUUGAUUCCCCGGCGGUGCUGGUGCGCGAGUUCACUCGAUACACGCUGCAUCCUGUGUCGGGGACAGGGUCGCCGUUGGAGCACAUUGAGUGUCCGGUGCUGGUGACUGGGGCGCGCGAGUCCAUGUACUUCCCGCCGGAGAGCAGCGCGGUUCCCAUUUACGAGGUGCUCAGGCGUCGAUCGGACGCCAGUACGGAUCUCUGGCUGCCCGAGGGAGUGGGCCAGGGAGGGUUACAGGCCAAGGUUGGGGGGUUGUCGCAUCUCCACGCGAAGGUGUUUGGGUGGUUGGACCACGUGUUUGGCAUGGAUCGAUCGAUCGGUCGAUCGGCGGUAGUUUAG
Messenger RNA from Aspergillus sclerotioniger CBS 115572, 1320 nucleotides. Its product is annotated as alpha/beta hydrolase family protein. The record is from RefSeq and is a predicted model, not a curated record. Bases 1 to 1320 code for a protein of 439 amino acids. NCBI's taxonomy places the organism in Eukaryota, Fungi, Ascomycota, Eurotiomycetes, Eurotiales, Aspergillaceae. The transcript has a single exon.